AUGUGUGAGACUGGAGAUAUAGAGAACAUUAAAAAAGGUGAUGUCGUCAGGAAUGCUGGAGGUGCUGGCAUGAUCAUUAUGAAUUUUGACAAGUAUGGGAACACAACAUCUUCAGAUGCUCACCAUCUUUCUGUAGCAUAUGUGAGCUACAAAGAUACCAUUCAACUUAAAGAUUAUAUUAUGUCAAACUCCACACCAACAGCAAAGAUCACUUUCGGUGGCACUAUAUUUGAUAUUCACCCAUCUCCAACAUUGGCCUCCUUCUCGUCGAGAAGCCCUGCCAAGUAUAACGGAAACAUUAUGAAGCCAGACGUCACCGCACCCGGAGUGAAUAUUCUAUCUACAUGGCCAGUGGAAGUUGGGCUCUUUCCAUCCCAUCUAAAAACAAAGACAUUCAACUUUGCGAGUGGCACAUCCAUGGCUUCACCUCAUGUCUCUGGAAUUGUGGCUCUUAUUAUGAGCAAGUUAAAGUACGAAAACAAGCGUCAAUGGUCAAUACUAGAGAUCCAGUCAGCACUCGUCACUACAAUCAACACAUUUGAUUUAGAUGGAAGACCAAUCUUUGAUGAAGCAACUUUUAAUGAUAGUGCCAACAUUCUCCAACGGGGAGCUAGGCAAGUCAAUGCGACGAAUGCCAUGGAUCCAGGUCUUGUCUACAACAUUGAACUAGAUGAUUAUGUUGCCAAUCUUUGUGGAAUGUUUUCUAAUAACAAUACAGAGGUGCAAAGGUUCACCAAAAACAACAAACAGUGCACUAGAUCCAUCUCUGGUGAGCAACUCAAUUAUCCCUCAAUUGGCAUACUAAUGGCAUCGAGCCCAGCAAGCACCACUAUUAGUCGAACAGUGACGAACGUGGGGGACGCUAGUGAAAUCUAUAAUGCCACAUUCAUAGAGCCACCAUUUGUGAAAAUGUACCUCUCUCAGUACCAGUUUAGCUUCAGCCGAUUAGAUCAACAAAUUACCUAUGAUAUCACAUUCACUAUGAAUGGUUCUCACCCAGGCUCUGGAGUUAUUGGACAAGGAGAGUUGUCAUGGGUGUCCAGCAAGCACAAUGUCAUUGAAAGAAUUCAAUCAGAGAAGAAAGAUUGUUACAAUCCUGCACACAGAAUAUGGUGCUGGUUGUGUUGUUUAUAUUACUGA
Messenger RNA from Dioscorea cayenensis subsp. rotundata (Guinea yam), 1140 nucleotides. RefSeq names its product subtilisin-like protease. Gene Ontology annotation, biological process: proteolysis. The record is from RefSeq and is a predicted model, not a curated record. The transcript has a single exon. NCBI's taxonomy places the organism in Eukaryota, Viridiplantae, Streptophyta, Magnoliopsida, Dioscoreales, Dioscoreaceae. Gene Ontology annotation, molecular function: serine-type endopeptidase activity. Bases 1 to 1140 code for a protein of 379 amino acids.